Messenger RNA from Pocillopora meandrina, 1798 nucleotides. The record is from the annotation of a GenBank genome assembly. NCBI's taxonomy places the organism in Eukaryota, Metazoa, Cnidaria, Anthozoa, Scleractinia, Pocilloporidae.
AUGGAAAACGAAACCGCAGAUGAAAUACAGAAAACUGCAGCUAACUUAUACUGUUCUCUUGACGAAGCUCUUGUUAAGGAAGUGAAGCAGUUUUUGAUCUUUUUGGCAGCUUUUAACAUUAUUCUGUCAUUAGUCGCAUUUCUGGGAAACACUCUGAUCCUCGAUGCUCUUCGCAAGGAGUCUUCCAUCCGUCCACCUUCAAAGCUCUUUUUUCGCUGUCUUGCAGCAACUGAUAUUUGCGUUGGAGCUUUGAUCGGGCCGCUCAGUGUUUACUAUUGGAUAUCCACCGCAAACAAGCGAUUGAGUAACUGUCAAGCUGUUGUCUCCAUCCUAUUCCUGACUUCAAGCAUCUUGACCUUAGUCUCUCUGCUGACGGUGACUGCGAUAAGCGUGGACAGACUGCUCGGCUUGUCAUUGGGACAGAAAUUCAAACAUGUUGUUACCUUGAAGCGAACGUAUGUGGUUGUAACUGCCUUUUGGAUCAUGUCGAUUGGCAUUGCGAUACUGCCCCUGUAUAAUUUCCUCGUGUAUUCCUGGUGCGUUUACACGAUCGUAACAUUAUGUUUAGCAACCGCGAUAUUUACUUACACCAAGAUAUUUUGCACGCUCCGUCACAAUCACAAUCGAGCAAUCUGCGUUAUUCGUCAUAUGACUCCGCUAACUUUGGCGCGAUACAAGAAGGCAGUAUCCAGCUCCCUUUGGGUGCAAGCGACGAUGGUCGUUUGUUUUCUACCGCAUGUUAUAGUAGGUAUACUAGGACAAAUUUUGCAGGAUCGAAGUAAACCUGCAAAUUCCUUGUUUUUUAUUGCAAAGGCAUGUACGGUGAAUUUAGUUUACAUAAACUCCUCUUUAAACCCGAUUCUUUACUGUUGGAAGAUCAAAUCAAUCAGAAAUGUAGUGAAAGCCAGAAUGAAACAAAUUUUUUGCUAUUAGCUCUUGCUGUUUCAUUUUGCGUUAUAAAAUUAAAACCAACUUGCGACAGGCAUUCAAUUAUUGGAAUUUUCUAAUGCUUGUGGCCUUGCGCGAGGAAUCUUCUAUUCAUCAGCCGUCGAAGCUCUUGCUUCGCUGUCUAUGUAUCUCUGAUUUCGGGGUUGGUCUUAUUUCAGAGCCUCUCCAUGUCGCUUAUGUAUUCGCACUAACGAACGGACGUUGAGAUGUCUGUCCGUAUGUAUUAUUCUCUGCAACUACGGUAGGCUACACUUUAAGUGGAGUUACUUUGCUGGCUGUGACCGCUAUUAGCGUGGACAGACUUCUCGCCCUCUUGCUAAGCCUUCAAUACAAAACCGUUGUCACAAUAAAGCGAACGCGUGUGUUCGUACUCAGUUGCCUUUUGGAUUAUGUCGGGGAUCUCAGCAACGACGUUUUUGGUUAACUACUUUCUAAGCUUAUUAUACGCUACUGUCGCAAUAUCUUUGUGUAUGUUAACAUCUAUUUUUUCAUACUCUAAAAUUUUUGCUCUCUCAGAAAUCACCAGAGACAAAUUUGCCCUCAGCAAGUGAAUCAAACUUGUCGCCGAUUGGAUAAAGCGCGACACCGAAAGCGAGUGCUCGCUGCGCUGUGGUUGCAGUUCGCGCUAGUUUUGUGUCAUUUACUGUUUGGUGCAGUAAGUUUUGUGGGAGCUAAGACCUCGGCUCAAGAAAAAGUGUCUUCGUCCUUUUUCCUCGCCAGAGUGAUUACAAUCACUUUAGUGCAUCUUAACUCGUCAUUAAACCCGGUUCUUUACUUUUGGAAGAUGAAGUCGGUGAGACAAGCAGUGAAAAAGACAAUUGAAAACAUACUUUGUUUGUUUGGAAAUUGA